Thamnophis sirtalis is the source of this 1854-nucleotide messenger RNA. Lineage: Eukaryota; Metazoa; Chordata; Lepidosauria; Squamata; Natricidae. The record is from RefSeq and is a predicted model, not a curated record.
AUGGAAAAUUGGGAAGUUGAAGAACUAUGUGAAAUUAUAAAAUAUAUGCACGAAACAUUAAUAUCAAUCCCAAUUAGAAUUCUGAAUCGAGAGAAGCAGAUAGCUAAAGAAGAACUUAAAGAAGGGGGACGAGACAUUGAAGGGGUAGAAAUGGAGGGAAAUAAAAAGCAGACCCGGCAGUGGUCUAGGGAAAAUUGUGAAAAGGAGAGUAUACAUGAGUCUGUCUUGGAAAACAAUCCACAAGCUUCAACGGAUCCAUCUGUAGUGACCAAUUCUUACAAGCUGCACUGGUUAUCAGUUUACUUCCAGACUCUGAUAUUUCUCUUCUUACUGUCAUGGCAUUUGAUCGCCUCACUUGCUUAUCUGAGGCCUCAGUCUGAGAAACAAUCAAACUUUGAUAUCAUUGUUACAAUAAUGUACUGCAUUAUUCCACCUAUGUUGAAUCCAGUAAUCUAUAGCAUGAGAAACAAGGAUAUUAAGGUUUCUCUUUCAAGAAUUCUGGUGAAAACACUGAGUUCCUUGGCUUUUGAAAUCUGGUGGUUCUUCUCCAGCUACCAAGCCCAAGCAGCUGAUCCAAGAAUGCUGGAUUUCAAAAGCCAAGGAGGUCAGUGCUACAAGGAGAAGAAGUGCCAGGAAGCCAUUGGCAAGUAUCACAGUGCAUUGCUGGAGCUGAAGGGACUGUUGCUGGCCCAGGAAGACUCUGAGGGCACCACUUUGAAUGCCUGCUUUAUGGGGGCCAGCAGCCUGGCAAACUCUUACAACAGCUUAGCAGGAUGUGUUGUUCAAGUCCUUCUGCUUCUCUUCUUCCUGGGCUCUGAUGUGGGCCGCCUUACUGUCAUGGCAUAUGAUCAGUUUGUUGCCAUUUGCCAUCCUUCGCAAUGUGAAAUGAUAAUGAACAGAAAAGUUUCUGAUAUUUGUGACAAAACAAUGGAUAAUGACACAUCUAUAUUUCUUCUACUGGAAUUCUCAACGAUUAGAGAACUACAGGUUAUGUACACGGCUAUAUUUCUGAUUCUGUAUUUAAUGACCCUAAUAGGGAACAUCCUCAUUAUUUCUGCAAUUGCUUUUGACUCCCGCCUUCACACCCCCAUGUACUGCUUUCUGAUGAACUUAGCCCUACAAGACAUUGGUUCUGUUUCACUCAUUGUCCCCAAAUCUGUUAUCAAUUCCAUUAUUAAUGCACGGCAUAUUUCUUAUCCUGGAUGUGUUGCUCAAGUCUUCUUCUUUGUCUUCUUUGUAAAUUGUGAUAUUUCUCUUCUUACUGUCAUGGCCUAUGAUCGAUUUGUUGCCAUUUGCAAUCCUUUACGAUAUGAGAUGAUAAUGAACAGGAAGGCUUGCACCAAAAUGAUUGGCAGUGUGUGGAUUGCCAGUUUCCUCAAUUCUGUCUUAAAUACAAUUGUAACUUUUACUACACAUUUUUGUUCCAACGUGAUCAAUCAGUUUUUCUGUGAUAUCCCACAGUUACUUAAGCUUGCCUGUUCAGAUUUUUAUUUAAUUGAAACUGGAGUUGUAAUAUUUAGUUUUACCUUGGCGUUUGGUUGUUUUGCCUUCCUCAUUAUUUCUUACAUUCAAAUAUUUAUUGCUGUUUCAAAAAUCCCUUCUGUUCGGGGAAGGAAAAAGGCAUUCUCCACUUGCUUCCCACACCUCACAGUUUUCUCCUUAUUUUUGUUUACUUCUUCAUUUGCUUACCUGAAGACUCCAUCUGAUACCCCAUCACACUUUGAUUUUGCAGUUACCAUCAUGUAUUCUAUUAUUCCACCCAUGUUAAAUCCAUUAAUAUACAGCUUGAGAAACAAAGACAUCAAAAUUGCUCUUUCAAAGCUUUUUUUACCUGAGGAUUUUCAUUUUAAUUAG